AUGAGCGAGCCCGGGAGCCCGGCCACGCCCGCGCCCAAGGGGGGCAGGUCCCCGGGGUCGACCAUGAAAAAGACGGCGACCCCGGGCGCCAGCAACGACAUGGCGGUCCACGGCGUCUUCUCCUACCCCGGAUCCACCAACGUCGGCACGGAAUACACCUCGAAGCACGCCCUCCCCGAACGAUACAAGGGCCUGCAGAUGACCCCUGGCGAGCGUAAGAGCGGCAAGAACAACGACAGCUGGUUCGACACCGAGGUCAAGCGCUUCGGCGAGGACGAGCCCUACAUCGAUCCCGACCCGGGCAUCCCCGAGAUCCCGGGCAAAGAGCAGAGGGUGCGCGAGCUGGAGGCCAUCAAGAAGCGGGUGUCCGCCAAGGGGUGGUUCCCGGCGGGGCGAAUGAACCCGGAGGCGCCGAAGCCACGCAUGGGCCCGCACUACGCCAACAUGAACGAAGGGGACGGAGAGGAGGGCAAGUACGUUCCCAUGCCCCGCGGGCUCUACACCCAACCGCCCAAGAGGGGCUCGUACAACCAACCCGGGAUCCUCAUCGGCGAAUCGAUCCGAAACGCGCCGCCGUCCUCGCCGGUGGUGGUGCGCGAACGGAAGGUGAAGGUGGCGCACGUGAAGGUGCGCGUGAACACCAAGGAGAAGAAGGCGGCCGCCGAGGAGGGUGCCGAGGAGGAGGGGGGCGACGAGAAGAAGGAGGAGGAGAAGAAAGAGGAGGCGACUCCCGCGAAGCAGAAGGCUCCGUCGCCGGAUCGGCCGUGGCGGACGCCGUCCAAGGUCAAGCCGCUCUCGCCCCAAAAGGACUACAACGAGAUGAUGAAGGACAAGCUCGCGGCUGCGUCGGCGGCGAACAAGCUGAGGAAAGAGGAGGAGGCCAAGGCGAAACCGCAGGCGCCGCCGGAUGAGUACCAGCCGUCCAAGAUGCUCAACCGAAAGAUAAUCGCCGACGCCAGGGCGGCGCUGACGCUCAGCGGGCCCUUCGUCGCGGUGGGCGGUUGCAAGUCGGAGACGCUGCCAAACGGCAUAUUCGACGACAUGGGCGAGCUGUACGAGUACAACCCCGGGGAUUGGUACGAGGAGCCGCCGCCGCCGCAGAAACCCGAUCCGCUCGCGCCAAAACCCAAACCGUUCAAACCCGCGGGGAUCAAGCAGCGACCCGUCAAGUCCGAUUACGUCCCGAACCCGGGGGGUAAGCGGGGUGCCGAGGCAGGCAAGGCGAGGCGCGCGGAGGUGGCGGCGCGGCGGUUGGCCAACGCGCCGAGGGGCGCGUGGAAGCCCGGAAGCGGCGGCGCGCCGAAGAGUUUGCCGGUGAAGACGUUCGGCAAGUUCGACCCGGGUCCGUUUCCGAAUCCGGUGAGUUUGAGGAACACCCAGUACGUGCAGUGA
This is a messenger RNA of Micromonas commoda, 1392 nucleotides long. RefSeq lists its product with no specific name. The record is from RefSeq and is a predicted model, not a curated record. NCBI's taxonomy places the organism in Eukaryota, Viridiplantae, Chlorophyta, Mamiellophyceae, Mamiellales, Mamiellaceae. The transcript is spliced from 2 exons. The coding region runs from base 1 to 1392 and encodes 463 amino acids.